AUGUCACCACCGUUAAGUGCAACUAGUAGACGACACCAACAUCGCUUAUCAAGCCAUAAUUAUUAUCACGAUCGAGCAAAUGAUCACACAAAUGGUUCCAGCACUCAUUCUAGGGAGAAUGAUUUAGAUGCAAAAUGUGGAAAUUUUUUACCCAAAGAUGGCAUAGAAAAGCUUCUAAAUGAAGAUUCUACAAUAUUAAGUGUUAGACAUGAUGCUUUUCCGGUUUUUGAGUGUUUUGCGACAGAGAUUAGUAGUUUGGAUGCGAAAAAGAAGUUAUACAGUGAUCUACAGGUUGGUGAUGAAUUGUGCUUCCGAAUCCGGCGUGUCGAGCUUGCUGGUGUCUAUGCUGAGCCUGUUUGCACGUUACAUUCGUUUCGCCGAAGUUUGAGGUGGAUUAAUGAUUUUCAAGUUUUACUGGAGCGAAAUUUACAAAGUGGACAUGAUUACCGACCAAACGAUUUGAUCAGAGUUUUGGUAGUUGGCUUUGAUGAUGAAAGAAAAAUUCCGAUUUUUGCUAUAGAUGAAGAUGCGGGUCUUUUGACGGAAGCUGAAUUGCCGGCUUACUUCAGGAAUGGUGAAGAAAUUGGGACCAAAACUUUCGAUGAAUGUCUGAAGGACUAUCUACCAGCCACUAAUCCUAAUCUCGCAACGCUUUUUGGUAUACAGACCGACUUAGCUAUUUCUUUUUUGCAUGAUUUAAAAGAUACGGAUUUUUCGCCAAAGCAACGUGCUCCUUAUAUCCGUCGUAAGCAGAAUGAGAAUCUUUCAAUGAGUGUUGCCAAAAGGGGCGUUGAUAAGAUUCGAGAAGGCGAAAAUGCUACUGCUGUGCAGCAUUUCAACAAAGCACUCUCCAUUUGUGAAAAAAAUAUUGAAGCACUAGUUGGCAGAGCAGCUGCGUAUGCCAAUAUGGGGCAAUAUAAUUUAGCCGAAACAGACUUAGAUGCAGCUUUGGCAAUAAAUGCAUCGCAUACAAAUGCAAGAAAUUAUAUGAUCGAAACGUUAUUACAGGAAGCUAAAAGAUUAGAAGAAGCCGGUAAAAAAGAUGAAGCAAAAACGAAAUAUGAAAAAAGUCUAACGAUAAAAGAUGAUGCACGUGCGUUAAAUGGUUUAAGGAAUCUAGAACGAAGCCCAUCAGUUGAGAUAGUUAAAAUGAAGAAUGAUGGUGCUAAAACGAAAGAUCGAAAAACGGAAUAUUCGAAAGCAGCUGAUAAAAGGCAACGAAGAAAGCGUCGUAGAGAUGCAGAAAAGCUAGCCGAAUAUGAACGAUUUAUUGCAGAGCUGAAAUCAAAGAAACCAUUUUUGCUUCAAGCAGUAAUGAUUAUUGAGCGGAUAGAAGUUGGUCGAUGUCUAUGUAUUCAUGCUCAAUUACAAGCUGUUGAUACUGUUUUGCAGUCAUUACUGUAUCAACGUGGCAUCGUACCAUGUGUUGUAACGCAAUUAUUUUCAACCAUUGAAUCACAUGAUGAAAUUAAAUUUGUUGAAACAUAUGCAAAGAUUAGAGAAGCAUUGAGAGAGUUAUUCCGUAGCUGUAAUCGUCGUGCACUUCAUGAAAUUGUUAUAAUUAUUGGUGCAUCAUGUGCGAUACCACAGGAAAUUUAUCAAAUACCUAUUAAAGUAUGUGAUUCAUUUGAAUCAGAUCAUUCACACUGUGGUGAAAAUUGUGCUGAAUUAUCGGCAAGGGAACAGCGUAUGAUAUCAUCGUCAUUGGUAGUAAGUGCAAAUUUAAAUACUACGCGGAAUAUUACUCGAAAUACACGUGUUUGCAUUUUGGCGCGUGGGACGUCUGCUCUUAAGUUUCCGGAAGAACUUGUUGAAAAUGACGAUGGUUUUGAAUUGCCGGAAGAUGAAGUGUUAGCACGACGAAAGAUCUUUUCAGUACGGUUUAUUCUAAAACACCUUUGUGUCGAGGAUGUUGUCGUAGUCAGUGAUCCUGAUACAACUUGGUUCCGUCUUUCACCGGUUAUCCGUGCAUUCAGUUAGCAAGUUGUUUCUUUUGUUGGACGAAUAUAAGAAGUUAACAGUCCGUGAAACUUUAAGGAGAUUAUCCGGU
Molecule: messenger RNA, 2050 nt
Organism: Loa loa (African eye worm)
Lineage: Eukaryota; Metazoa; Nematoda; Chromadorea; Rhabditida; Onchocercidae
Exons: 14
Coding region: 1-1980 (659 amino acids)
Molecular function (GO): protein binding
Source: RefSeq, a predicted model, not a curated record